This is a messenger RNA of Carassius gibelio (silver crucian carp), 1236 nucleotides long. RefSeq names its product pyroglutamyl-peptidase 1-like. Gene Ontology annotation, biological process: proteolysis. Gene Ontology annotation, cellular component: cytosol. Lineage: Eukaryota; Metazoa; Chordata; Actinopteri; Cypriniformes; Cyprinidae. Gene Ontology annotation, molecular function: pyroglutamyl-peptidase activity. The transcript is spliced from 5 exons. The coding region runs from base 306 to 932 and encodes 208 amino acids. The record is from RefSeq and is a predicted model, not a curated record.
GAUCUGAGAGGUAGACAUAAAUAAAUUACAAAUAAAGAAGACAAAAAAGACUUUCAAGGACUUUUAUAAAGCGAUGAUAUGUUUAUAUACCUGUUUUUAUACAGUCUAUGUAUGUUACACGUUGCUAGUAUGUAUUAAUGAAACACAUCCGGAGCGGCAGGUGGCGCUGUUGUCCAGCGGCGGCGCUGGUCUCCGUUCAGACAGCGAGAGGAAGAUGUGUGUUUAUGUCAGUUCGUGAAGAUCUCUCGUCUGAUGAAAUCUGAAACUGAAUCUGUUCUUGAUCGAAACUCUCUGAUUUCUCAGCGAUGGAGCAGAAGAAAAUGGUUAUCGUGACAGGCUUUGAGCCGUUCGGUGAACACGCUGUCAAUGCCAGCUGGGUGGCAGUACAGGAGCUGGAGAAGCUGGGUCUGGGUCACGAUAUAAAGCUUCACGUCGCUGAGGUUCCUGUGGAGUAUCAGGCGGUCCAGAGUCUUCUGCCGUCUCUAUGGAAACAGCAGCUUCCUCAAUUAGUGGUCCAUGUUGGAGUGUCCGGGAUGGCCACAACAGUAACUCUUGAACAGUGUGGUCAUAACCGGGGUUACAUGCGGCUGGAUAACUGCAGCUUCUGUCCGGAGUCACGCUGCUGUAUGGAGGGAGGACCCGACUGCAUUCAGUCUGUCAUAGACAUGGACGCCGUCUGCAAGAGAGUCAACUCCUCCGGGCUCGGCGUCUCUGUGUCCGUCUCAAAGGACGCCGGCAGGUAUCUGUGUGAUUACACCUACUACACGUCUCUGUUUCUGGGCGAGGGCAGGUCUGCGUUUGUGCACGUUCCUCCUCUGGGGAAGCCCUACAGCGCGGAGCAGCUCGCUCGGGCGCUCAGGGCCGUCAUCCUGGAGAUGCUCGAACUGAUGGAGAACAACAAGGGAAAGAAACCCUGUCUGCACAACCAAUGAGAGCACAGGCCGAGUCUCGUACGCUGUUAUCUAGCCUCGGCUUGGAUUCAAGAGUUCAUGCUCAUUUGAAGACAUCCGUGUGCUACAUACUAGGAUCAGUCAGCUGGGUUGAGAUGCAGCUUGUGUGCUAAACUCAAUCCUACGGCUGUGUUCAAAUAGUCAGGAAAGCACUUUAAUGGGCUAAACUUGAAACAUGCAGAGAUUUGGUUUUAUGCAUAAAAAGAGUUGGAAGUUUGAAAACAGUACGUAUACAUGGAGAUCUUUAAACCAUGUUUCAAUUUUUUUUUUUUUUUUUUUUUUUUUU